AUGAUUAAAAUUCGCAAACCGACUGUAGUGGAAGGGGAGACCAUUGAAUUCACAUGUGUGAUAUCAGCUGUGCACGGAGAACAACCAGACAACAAGGAGAGGAAUUGGUUCCAUUUAUAUAAAAACAGAGAGAAGAUCAGCUCACUGCCGGAGCCUGGAGGAAUGGGAGCUGUCACAUUUACAAAACAAGACAUCACAAAGAAUGAUGCUGGAAACUAUACCUGCAUGUAUGGGAAUGAGAAUCCAGGAGAUGUGAAAAACAUCAGCCAUGGCUCUUCAAUUUAUCUCAGUGUAAGAGAGUUAAGCUAUCAGCUCACACUUCAGCUAGACAAACACAACCCAAUGGAAGGAAUGGAUGUAUCAUUUAAAUGUAUGAUACCAGCUGAGCUCAGAGAAGCAGCAGGAAAAGAAAGAUAUUUCCAUCUAUAUAAAGAUGGAAGCCGUGUCGAUUCACAAGCCGAUCCCAAAGAGGUACCAGGUGUCACGUUUUCCAUUGAAAAUGUUAAGAGGAGUGAUACUGGAAACUACACCUGUUUGUAUGGAAAAGAGAAGCUGGUGAACUCAGCAAACAGCAAACGCAGUCGCCCAGUCUACCUUCGUGUGACAGAGUUAAGCUAUCAGCUCACACUUCAGCUAGACAGACAGAGCCCAAUGGAAGGAAUGGAUGUAUCAUUUAAAUGUAUGAUACCAGCUGAACUCAGAGAUGCAGCAGGAAAAGAGGGUUUUUUCCAUCUAUAUAAAAAUGGCAGCCGUGUUGAUUUACAACCCCGACCCAAAGGUGUACCAGGUGUCACGUUUUCCAUUAAAAAUGUUAAGUGGAGUGAUACUGGAAACUACACCUGUGUGUAUGGAAAAGAGAAGCUUGUGAACUCAGCAAACAGCAAACGCAGUCGCCCAGUCUACCUUCAUGUGACAGAAUAUAUGACAACUCCAUCCCAACAGAAACUGACAGGAGAAAUGACAACUCCAAACACAUCUACCAAGACCCAACACAGAGAUGGGACAGGUUCUGUUCCAGCUCUGUACCUGGGUGCAGGGGUAGGAUCUGGGCUCCUUGUGCUGCUGUUACUGCUGAUAGGAGGGGUGCUGAAGUGUCUGCAAUCCAAACGAG
Molecule: messenger RNA, 1111 nt
Organism: Polyodon spathula (Mississippi paddlefish)
Lineage: Eukaryota; Metazoa; Chordata; Actinopteri; Acipenseriformes; Polyodontidae
Product: obscurin-like
Exons: 6
Biological process (GO): cell surface receptor signaling pathway
Molecular function (GO): transmembrane signaling receptor activity
Source: RefSeq, a predicted model, not a curated record